UAAAAUUUGGACGUGAGAUAAGCCCUCGAAAAAUCUCAUUGAACAUGAAAAGUUCCGUUUAGCUGAAACCACCUCCUCGUCCUUGGUUUUUUGUGUUUGCUUGUUUGCUUGAUUGUUUGGCUCUCCAAUACCGGGCCCCAUCUGCAAGGUAAAAGCCGUUUGUAUCGAUUAUCCGGAAUUGCCCGCCUCUACGUAUACAGCAAAAUUAAGAGAAAACAAUACGUACAGAGAGGUGGCGGUGACCGACAGAGUAGGGGUUCUGCGGAGUGUGCCAUCGACCUACGAGUCCAAGUUCGUAGGAUUGAAUCCCGACGAGAAGGUCUGUGUGGGGCUACAGUUCAUGGCAAAUCCCUCCGAUAGCCGCCUCACCACUACUAUUCACUCAUAAGACGCCAGGAAAUCAAUCUUCGAGUGUCUUAAAUGACCAGACUCUCACCGUACAUCCACUCAAUCCCGACGCUGCAAGUUUGUAGAGAUGGCGAAAGGAAGGAAGCCCGCCAAGCGCGUUGCAGUCAUUGGCCUCGGCCCAGCUGGUGCCAUCACAAUCGAUGCCCUUGCCAAAGAGCAGGCAUUCGACAUCGUCCGGAUUUUUGAGCGUCGUGAGGCUCCUGGAGGAUGCUGGCUAGGUGAAAAGAAACCACCGCCACUCAUUCAACCAGAUGAGCUCAAUCUUCUCUCCGCCAGAAAGGCAGACCCUCAGCUGCCAGCGAUUCCCCCCAAUCUCCCCGCUCAACUACCCAAGUCUCCCUCGCCGCGGUACUCCGAAUCCACAGUCUACCCAUACCUCGAGACGAAUGUAGACUUCGUCCCUAUGCAGUACACUCAGGAACCGUUCCCAGCUCAGCAAUCCGAACACUCAAGAUCAAUUCACGGAGAAGAUACGCCUUUCCGACACUGGUCCUUAGUCCAGGACUACGUCCGCUCUCUAGUCGACCGAAGGGGAUAUGGCGAUUUCAUCAGCUACAAUACUACCGUCGAACGAGCAGAAAAGGUGCAUGCAGAAAACGGUUCCGGUGAGGAGUGGAAGCUGACACUACGCAAAGACGGUGAGAACACUGAUUACUGGUGGGAGGAGAGAUUUGAUGCCGUGAUUGUGGCAUCCGGGCAUUACAGUGUGCCCUAUAUCCCAUCCAUUGACGGUCUAUCCGAGUUUGCCAGAGAUCGUCUGGGAAGCGUAAUUCACAGCAAGCACUUUCGAGGUCGGGACGCGUUCAAGGGCAAGAAGGUUGUGGUAGUCGGCGCCUCCGUCUCAGCAGGAGAUAUCGCCUUUGAUUUGGCCCAGGUGGCUCAGGCACCUGUGUAUGCCGUGGUCAAGGGACAUACGUUCAACGGCUACUUUGGUGAUGAGGCUUUCAACCACCCCCUGAUCAAGCAAGUCGCCUCCAUAUCCCACAUCGAACCGACCACUCGGACUGUUCACUUCGCAGACGGAUCGUCUGCUUCUGGUGUAGACGACAUCAUAUUCGGCACGGGUUACAGCUGGACAUUGCCUUUUUUCACGCGACAGUCGUCCGGCUCUUUGACCACAGCCAAACGCACUCCAGUUCCCACCCCUCGCAACAACCGCAUCCCGAAUCUAUACCUCCACACAAUCUACACCCCGGACCCUACAAUACUCUUCGUCGGUGCCGUCAACGCAGGUCUCACAUUUAAGAUCUUCGAAUACCAAGCCGUUCUCGCCGCCCGACUGCUCGCAGGCCGUGUCCCAUCCUCUCGCCUCCCAUCACCGGAAGCCCAGCUCGCUUGGGAAGCAGACCGUAUCGCUAAGCGCGGUGACGGGCCGAAGUUUGCGCUCGUAUUUCCAGACUUCGAAGAAUACCUUGAGGAGUUGAGAAGAAUCGCUGGUCCACCCACGGCAGACAACAAAGGGCGAGAGCUGCUGCCUUUCAACAAGUUCUGGUUUGAAAGGUUUAUGCAAGGUCACCAGCGUCGAAAGGAUAUGUGGAGGAGAUUGAACGCACAAGCGAGGGAGACACUAGGAGUACUAGAUUCUGAGAGGAGUUUUCGCCCAAAGUUGUGACGUUCUUGCAACUAUGCAGAUGUUUGAGUCAAAGAAGGAUUGCAAAUCAUCACAAGUCAAGGUAGAUAUUGAUCAUCAAGAAGUAUUUGAAGUGUUCUAUUGUAAACUACUCUACAAGUGAAGAACACAUUCUGGCUCAGCCGCCGCUCCACAAGGUUGAGUUCGUGGAGAAUCCCAAGCG
Molecule: messenger RNA, 2201 nt
Organism: Colletotrichum acutatum
Lineage: Eukaryota; Fungi; Ascomycota; Sordariomycetes; Glomerellales; Glomerellaceae
Exons: 2
Coding region: 476-2020 (514 amino acids)
Molecular function (GO): NADP binding; N,N-dimethylaniline monooxygenase activity; flavin adenine dinucleotide binding
Source: RefSeq, a predicted model, not a curated record